Medioppia subpectinata is the source of this 1245-nucleotide messenger RNA. The record is from the annotation of a GenBank genome assembly. NCBI's taxonomy places the organism in Eukaryota, Metazoa, Arthropoda, Arachnida, Sarcoptiformes, Oppiidae.
AUGAGACAUAAAUAUGAGUUAAUCAUCGCUUCAAAUGACAGACCAGUUGUCCAUUCAUUGCAUAAUAAAAAUCUCACUUUUUAUGUGUUUCUAUUGCUUUCACUGAUUGUCAUCUCAUUUGUGAUCUAUUUGUGUAACUAUUAUGACAUCAAACACACCACUCAUCAGCCAUUCCUCCACAGAUACGGACCACUCGUGAGAUACAAAUCGCAAUACUUUGUGAAUCCGAAGCUCUGGAACACCGAAAGGGAUGACAAUUCAGACGACGUCCCGAAUGAAGUCAUCUCCAGAUCCGAUAUGUUUGACAUGACUGCCGACGAUGUGAUGGUAUUCCUCCAGAUCCACAACACCGGCGGAAACGUAUUCCUAAACCAUAUCAUCAAUGACUUGAUUGUCGACAAUCCGUGCAAUUGUGAGUCCAAUCGCCGCAAACGGUGUCAGUGUUUGCGACCCAACCGUCACAACAGUCAGUGGCUCUUCAGUCGCCUUACGGUCGGAACCAAAUGCGGAAUCCAUCCGGACUUCAAUGAAUUGAUCCAUUGCUGCGAUCGAGUGCUCGACGAACUCGAAGGCGAUUCCGUCAAAAGGCGUUACUUUUAUAUAACGCUAUUAAGAGAUCCGAUCACACGAUUCAUCAGUGAAUACAAUCACUUCAGAGGCCAAGAAGCGAACGGUAAGGCAUCGCGCCAUUGGUGUGGCGGUCGGGAAGUGAUGCAAAUGCCUGAAUGCGACUUCAGGGCCGACGUUACCAUCGAUGAGUUCAUGGACUGCGAGGACAACUUAGCGAUCAAUAGGCAGACAAGAAUGCUCUCGGAUUCAGCACUGGUUGGCUGUUAUAACCGGUCGUAUAUGCCAUCAGAAGAGCGACAUAUCGUUCAGUUGAGAAGCGCUGAAAACAAUUUGCAUAAAAUGGCAUUCUUUGGUCUCAACGAAUUCCCCCGAAUAUCGCAACACCUCUUCGAAGAGACCUUUGAUCUCGUCUUUCUGGACGCCGACACUCACGGCCUCCACCGCUACCGGCGAUCGCUUUUGGAUGAGUUCAGCGCUAAGACGAUCGACAAAAUCAAACGAAUCAAUAGUUUGGACAUAAAGUUAUAUGAAUUCGCGAAACAAUUACUCUUUGAAAGGUUCGCCAAACUUAAGAAUAAGAACUCCAAACUCCGGGAUCAAAGUGUGAGCUCUUUGGCCAACGAUAACACCGAUAUCACCAAUUGGGGCGAUAGUGAAGACAAAUUAAACUCAUGA